Molecule: messenger RNA, 777 nt
Organism: Ostreococcus lucimarinus CCE9901
Lineage: Eukaryota; Viridiplantae; Chlorophyta; Mamiellophyceae; Mamiellales; Bathycoccaceae
Exons: 2
Coding region: 1-777 (258 amino acids)
Biological process (GO): RNA stabilization
Molecular function (GO): RNA binding
Source: RefSeq, a predicted model, not a curated record
AUGUUGCACAAGGUGUACAGAGGUAAGGCUCGAACGGUGAAACCGGUGGGGGUGUUCGUCGAUAUUCGAGGGUUUCGUCGCGGUGGAUUAGUGCACCGGACGCAGAUCUCGCAGUAUUUGGACGUGCCCAGGGACGUGGAUGACGAGGAAAAGAUUCGCGUCAUUUCCGGCGUCGUGGCGGAGGGCGACGACGUUUGGGUCAAGGUCGUGGACGUCGAGACCACGGACGGGGCGCCUCCUCGCGUGAGUUUAUCGAUGAAGAACGUGGAUCAGGGCAACGGCGAGGAUUUGGAUCCGAACAACUUGAAUUACGAACCGCCGUUUCGCGGCGGCGGCGGCGGCGGCGGCGGCGGGUAUCGCCCCGUCGGCGCGGAUGCAGGGCAAACGGUGCAAGCGGGCGCGAUCCGUUGGGGACAUCACGCUGGCGAUGUGAAACAAUACGGCAGCGGCGGGAAGCAGUAUGAACUUCUCCUCGAAGGCGAGGGAGACGUCAUCGGCGGGAACGAGGACGCACCGCCCAGCGGUUUGAGAUUCGGCACUGGUGACUUUGUCAGUCGACUUCGCGCCGCGGGUGGCUCGCCCACGCGCGUUCGCGAUGGUAGCGAUCGGGAUUUAAAGAAACCGAAGAAGGAGAGGAAGGAAAAGAAGGAAAAGAAGGAGAAAAAGAGUAAAAAACACAAAAAGUCUUCGAGAAAGCGCAGUCGACGCGAUUACUCGAGCGACGAUUCGUCUUCGAGCGACUCGUAUUCCCGCUCUCGUUCUCCACGACGACGAUAG